GUUUACUGAACCAAAAAAAAAAAAGACAAAAAUUAACUUUGAAAAAUUGAAUACUUAAACAACAUAAACAUGGAGUGUAAACAUUUAAGUUGCUUGCUGGCAAUUGUGCUGGGCAUCUUUAUAUUUCAAUAUCAAAUCGAUGCAGCUGCCAGCGAACAGGAUGAGGAUAUACCACACAACGAAGUACGCAACUGGGCCCUGAAAUUUGGCGUUGAUUUAUGGGAAUUCGGUCGGCAAUUCACCAAAAUGAACGAAAUCAAAAGUCGCUUUAAGGACAGCGACGUUGAAGUGAAACGAAAGGACGGCAUCAUAUUGCUGCGUGAAUUAGCCGCCGAGGUGAAGAACUUUAUGGAUUUCAAGCGUAACGCUGUUAUGCGCUUGAUGGACUCGGCCGAGCAGGCAGCGCUUUCGGAACUGGAGGGCCAGAACGGUGCGGAGGCAGCGUCUCUGGGGCAGCAGCAGCAUUACGAUGCGAGACGCAUUAACGAAUAUAACUCCGAUGGCAAGUUGGCGGAUGGCGCUCGCCACAUGGACAUUCGCUUUAUGCGACGCUUCGAGCGGCUGCCGGUUAAUCUUAGCCUGAGCUCUAUACUGGUGCCCCACAGCGUUGAAUUGGACGAGUCGGAUGUACGUGCGGCCUUGCAGUGGAGUGCCCAUCUAGAUCCACUGUUCCAAAACAAUCUGGAGCGUGAUCCAGCGCUCUCCUGGCAAUACUUUGGCUCCUCGUCGGGCUUUCUGCGGCGCUUUCCGGGCACUGCCUGGCCGCCAGAGGGUUCCAAGGGCAGCAAGCAAAUCCACGACUUUCGCACACACAAUUGGUUUGUGCAGGCCGCCUCCUCGCCCAAGGAUAUCAUGAUACUCUUGGAUGCCUCCAGCAGUAUGUCGGAAAAGUCCUUUGAUCUGGCCAUGGCCACAGCCUUUAACAUACUCGACACACUCGGCGAGGAUGACUAUGUGAAUCUGGUAACAUUUUCGGAAAUGGUAAAGUCGCCUGUGCCCUGUUUUAAGGAUCGCAUGGUGCGUGCCACGCCGGACAAUGUGCAGGAGAUCAAGUCAGCCGUCAAAGCCAUCAAGCUGCAGGAUACGGCCAACUUUACAGCGGGUCUGGAAUACGCAUUCAGUCUGCUGCACAAAUACAACCAAUCGGGAUCAGGCAGCCAGUGUAAUCAGGCCAUAAUGUUGAUUACAGAGAGCACUUCGGAGUCGCAUAAGGAAAUCAUCAAGCAAUACAACUGGCCCCAUAUGCCAGUGCGCAUCUUUACCUAUCUCAUUGGCAAAGACUCCGGCAGUCGCAGCAAUCUACAUGAAAUGGCCUGCUCCAACAAAGGAUUCUUUGUGCAGAUCAAUGACUAUGAGGAGGCGAAGCGUAAAGUGAUUGACUAUGCGCUGGUUAUGGCGCGUCCCAUGAUUAUGUAUCAAGCGGAUCAUCCGGUGCACUGGAGUCCUGUCUUUGUCGCUGGCAAGUCUGGCGGCCUGGGACGCGACUCAGAGUACCAGCGACGCUUGGUAACGACAGUUUCAACUCCGGUCUUCGAUAGACGAAACCAUUCGGUGCGCGUGGCCAACCUGUUGGGCGUCGUUGGCACCGACGUGCCCAUCGAGGAGAUACGCAAAAUGAUACCACAACACAAGCUGGGACCGAAUGGCUAUUCCUUUAUCGUUGAUAACAAUGGGCGUGUGCUUUACCAUCCGGAUCUGCGACCACUAAGCGAUGGCAAUCAAUAUAUCGAUAUGCUAAAGCCCAAAUAUGCAUCAGUCGACAUCACGGAGUUGGAACUGCCGGAAACAGAAAUUGGCAACGAGCAUGAACAAGUUGAGAUCAACAAGAAUCUGCUUAAUGAGAUGCGCGGUGACAUGAUUCGUCCCAAGGAGGGCGAAACAGAGUUCACUGUGCUCAAUCAUUAUGACGAUGCAAAACGUGUGUCCACACGCACACAUCGUUACUUCUACGGUCCCAUCGAGGACACUCCAUUUACGCUGGCCAUUGUAUUACCAGAAAAGUACGGCAGCCAUGAGUUGGUCUCCCAGCAGGAGAUACGGCAUUCGCGUAACAAUGUUACGGAAUUCUUUAAGGGUGACAACUGGCGCGUAAAUCCCGAUUGGGUAUACUGUGAGUACAAUAGCGUAAGCGAUUUGGAAAAGGAACGUGAAAGUUCCGGUGAAUACACGUCGCGCGAUCAAGAGCCCAGCUUUGGGUCGCCGGAAGAGCAGGUACUGCACUUUCUGGCUCGCGCUGGACGCCCUGGUUGGAAGUGGAUGUCGGUGCGACCCAAGUCCCCGCAGCCUCACCACAACCUGCAUGGCAAUGCACCAGGCUCGGCUCAUUUUGGUGCACAGCAUCUGAAUAGUUUGGGAUCUCGCAAGGCGGAGCCUUAUUAUUGCGAUCGAACCCUCAUUCAGAGCUUGGUGCGUGACGCUAUGGUCACCGAUGGUCUGGAUCGUAAUACAACUGGAACUUCCAGUGGCAAGGAGGACAAGCAUCCAAUCGCCACAUUGAUGGCAAUACUCAAGAGGCAAGGAUAUCAAAAGUUUGCAGUGGCCACGUCCUUUGUGGCAACGCGUUCGGGCCUGUUACGUUGGAUAGAUCACAUCAAGCGACCUGAGGAUACGCCGGAGCCUCACUUUAGCGAGGAUAAUGUGCGUGCAAUGGACACUUCGUGGUACAAACGCGCUGUGGAUCAGCACUCGGUGGAGCAGGAUAGCUUUGUCUAUAGCGUGCCCUUUGGCUCUGGCUAUGCCAUCAAGUCGAAUGCCACCUUGGUGACUGCCUCUCAUGCCAUAUUCGUGGAGCAUCGCGGACACAAGGCGCCCGCUGGUGUGGUGGGCUUGCAGUUUCAACACGAUUCGCUGGCUAAGCAUUUCAUCAACAUAACCUCAGCUUGCACUGGCAUGACGGGCUGCAAGCGAACCUGCGCCUCCGACAACUUGGAUUGCUAUGUGCUGGACAACAGCGGCUUUGUUAUUAUAUCUGAGGAAAUGGAGCAUACGGGCAAGUUCUUUGGUCAGAUCGAUGGCACCAUUAUGGACUCUUUGGUGCAGGAUCGCAUUUACAAGCGUGUCACAGUCAAUGAUUACCAAGGCGUUUGCUCAGAGUCUGACAAUCCCUACACAGCAGCUGGUGGCAUUUUGAAACCGCAUCGCUUGGGCAACUGGCUCUUUCAGCAUCUGGUGGCGCUCAGCGCCAGUUGGUUGGCCUUAAUGCCAACGCCAUUGCGUGCCUGGCCGCAGGAUGAGUACGACAACUACGAAACUGAUGAUACCUUUCCGGAGAACACCUAUGGCGAGGAAUACGAAGAAUCAUUUGAGCCGGACUACAGCAUGCCUGUGGAUCAAGAGAUGGAUGAAUUCUUCACCACAGCAGAUGUGGAGUAUACAACGCCACCACCCAAGCAGCAUAAGCCACACAGUGGGCCACGCUAUGCACCAGAUCCACAAAAUUCGCGACGCUGCGAUCUGCGCACCGAUCUUUAUAUGCUGCAACCCGAACGACUUAAUCAAGGCGGCCAAAAUAAUCCGCUCAAGGGCAAGUUAACCAAUUGUCACGUAUCUGGCUGCGAACGACCCUUCAGCGUGCAAAAGAUACCGCACAGUAAUCUCAUACUGCUGGUCGUAGAUACGCUCUGCCCCUGCGGCUCCAAGCAGCUGGACAUUGAGCCCAUGGAGGAGUCUGGUGUAGUGGGCGCCUGCAGCACGCGUCGUCAGGGUCAGGAGCAGGAGUCGCGUCGUCGACCAAAGAAGUGCAUCAAUUAUCAUCCAGAGGAGAUUGAGAUACAGCAGUGUGGGCGUGGCAGCACAUUGCUGCGCAUGUCUGCCUCUGUAGUCGCGGCACACAUUCUGAUGGUCACGGUUACCUUUGUGUUGGCCAAUGCGUGAUACGGACAUUAGGUCAAAGCAACUGCAACUCUACAACUAGCAGCAGCAGCAGCAACUGGAGCAGUUUUUGAAAGUAAACGCAACUUGAGUUACUUAAUUUUUGUAGCGCAUAGUAGAAUAUAUAGCGUAAACAAUGAUGAGUCAAACAAUACAUAAUUUUAUCUCUAUAUAUGUUUGUAGACAAUAAUAAUUUGCUAAAUUGAUAUAUAAUUCCAUUGACAAUUAGACGAAGGAGUACUUGUUAGCUAAAUAUUAGUUUAUUGUGUUCACAUUGCAAUAUAUUAAAGAAAUAAUUGUAGUCAAGCUAAACUAAUUUCCCACAUUCUAAGUAUUGUUUAUUAAUUUCCAAAGCUAUGGCAUAUGUUAGUCAGUUUAUGUAAAUAGCAAGUGAAUGUUUAAUAUUGAAACACAGAACAAAAUUCCUACCGAAAUGCAGAAUUCAAAGCAGAAUUUAUUUGAAGAUCUUAAUGAUUUUGCACCAACUGCAUACGCACAAAUAUCGAGUAUUAUAUUAAUGAGCAAAACGUAUCCCAUGACAAAUUCACUAACAAACAAACAAACUGAAGACUUGAAAAUACCAAUACAGCAUUGUAUAAAACAACAAAAGCACACAAAGACAGUUCAUAUCGUUGAUAAACUUAUAUCUAUACAUGCCAGGGCAGCCAACUUUGAACAGCAAUAAGCCAAUACAAUAAUGAAAUAUGUAAGUGUAAAAGUAAAAGUAAAUACCGAUGAAAACAAGAAAACAUGUAUUGUAAUAUAUAUAGAAACGAGUUAGUUUUGCAGAUGAAAUGAUAUUUAUUUUAUAUAUACAUUUUAUACAUGAUUUUGACAAAUAAAUACAGCUGAGGCAUGCCGUCGUCUUGAAUACAACUGCAGACUGCGAGCUGCAAGAUAAUCCACAUAAAACAAAAUGAAACAUGAAAGAAGAAAAACAAAAAGCAAACAAACAAUACAAUACAAUAAAAAACUAACUAACCUAGUAUGUAUUUGAGUUUUUGAAAUAUCAAAAUUCACAUAUCGUUAUACGUUUGGCAAUACUUUUAGUUAAUAAACAAAGCAACUACUAAACUAAAUUAAACUAUUUCAACUU
Molecule: messenger RNA, 4966 nt
Organism: Drosophila busckii
Lineage: Eukaryota; Metazoa; Arthropoda; Insecta; Diptera; Drosophilidae
Gene: stol
Product: voltage-dependent calcium channel subunit alpha-2/delta-3
Exons: 16
Coding region: 70-3873 (1267 amino acids)
Cellular component (GO): voltage-gated calcium channel complex
Molecular function (GO): voltage-gated calcium channel activity
Source: RefSeq, a predicted model, not a curated record